AUGCUGGUUGGGGGAAAUUACCAGGAAUGGAGGGAGAAAAUUGAAAAUGCUCUGAUUGUUAUGGACAAUGAUCUUGCAAUUCGCAAAGAGAAACCUUCUCCUCUCAUGGAAUCAAGUAUGCAAGAUGACAAUUAUCGCUUUGAAGAAGAAAAGGUUCGCCAUGACGCCAGGCCUGUGGUGGUCUUCACAGAGGAGCUUGUUGAUGCCCUCACACACUUCUCUGUUUGUUCUGAGAGUCUUGGUUGUGUUUACAGCUCCAUCUUCAAGAGCAUCCAUGGAAAUAUGAUCAUAUGGUAUGGAGCUUGGAUGAAGAGGUCUGAUGAUCAAAAGAAGCUACUUCAUGAAACUCUUUUGUCCAAGUUGCAGCACAUAACUAGUAUGGCUAUCUUGCUGGAUAAUAGCUUCUUCAACGCAUAUGCCGGAGAAUCGAAGAACGGUUUUCCGGCGGCAAAAUUCUCUACCGGCGACACGAUUUUAGUGAACACAAUGGACCUGAGAUCAAAUGGGUUUGAUGAUAACCUCCCCUACUUAUGUUUAGCACUGUUCAAGUCUUAUUUCUUGAAGAUGGAAGGAUUAGCGGCUGGGGUUUGUUUUCAAUGUGAGGAUAGGCCAAGGGUUGCAUGUCUCUAUGUGUGGAAGUCACUCCAAGCUUGUUAUUCAUGGCUUCUCAAUUCUGAUUAUAGAAAUACUAUUCACCUCUACUUAGAGCCUUUCUCUCCUAAUAUCAAGUAUGAUAUAUUUAAAGUUGUUUAUGUUAAUAGUGAGGAUGAAUUGAAUUUAGGGUUAUUUCCUCCAAGAGUGCUGGAGAAUGGGGGAAUUGAUGAUGAGGAUCAGCAGAAGCAGGAGUUUGAGAAAGAGCUGUAUUAAAUUCUGUGAAGUAAACAAAGUUUAUGGCUUAAGUUACAUGAGCACUUCUGUCCCAAA
Molecule: messenger RNA, 924 nt
Organism: Macadamia integrifolia
Lineage: Eukaryota; Viridiplantae; Streptophyta; Magnoliopsida; Proteales; Proteaceae
Exons: 5
Coding region: 1-867 (288 amino acids)
Source: RefSeq, a predicted model, not a curated record